This is a messenger RNA of Trichomonas vaginalis G3, 1449 nucleotides long. RefSeq names its product dolichyl-phosphate-mannose-protein mannosyltransferase protein. Gene Ontology annotation, cellular component: membrane. NCBI's taxonomy places the organism in Eukaryota, Parabasalia, Trichomonadida, Trichomonadidae. The record is from RefSeq and is a predicted model, not a curated record. Gene Ontology annotation, biological process: protein O-linked glycosylation via mannose. Gene Ontology annotation, molecular function: dolichyl-phosphate-mannose-protein mannosyltransferase activity. The coding region runs from base 1 to 1449 and encodes 482 amino acids. The transcript has a single exon.
AUGAAAUUCACAUUAAUCGAUUCUAUUUUUAUUACGUUGAUCUCAAUUAUUGCAUUGUAUGCCCGACUGUAUACAAUAGCGCAUCCAACAGUUGUUACCUUCGAUGAAGUUCAUUUUGGAAAUUUCACAAAAUGGUAUAUCAACAAAAGAUUUCAUUUUGAUAUCCACCCACCUUUGGGUAAAAUGUUAAUGGCAUACAUAUCAAAAGCAAGUCAAUAUAAAGGAAAUAUCGAUAGUUUUAAUAAUAUUGGUACUGCAUUUAAAACAAAUGAGACAGCUUACUUAAGUGUUCGUAUUAUUCCUGCGAUAUUCUCAUCUUUUGUCUCUCCUUUAUUAUAUACAGCGCUAAGAAAUUUCGAAGUUAGCCCAUUUACAUCUUUUGCUUCAGUUUUUCUUGUAGCAUUUGACUCAUCCAUGAUUACAGAAUCCAAAUUUAUUCUUUCUGAUGGCAUGUUACACUUCUUUUCUGCACUUCACAUUGAAUGUUUCGCAUUAUUCAUGCGUACUCAGAACAAUUAUCAUGUGGUAUUAGCAGGUAUUACAUUAGGAUGUGCGUCUGCUUGCAAAUAUACCGCUUUAGGUUUAAUCGCAUUAGAUGGCUUAGUUCAAGUAGCCUGGAUCCUUGUAAAAUGGCCAUCAAUCAUAGAUAUCAUAUUACGAGCAGGUCUGAUACUUGUUCCUACAUUUUUUUCAUUUGUUACGGUUUGGAUUUUCCAUUUCGCGCUUACUCCUUACCACGGACACAACAGUAACUACAUUGACCAAGCAGACAGACAUACCCUCAUGGAACUUGACAAUCCGAACACUUCUUAUUGGGGAAAUCGACUUACAAAAUCUCCCCUCUUUUUACGUAUAAUUAAAUGGAAUAUUGUCAUGAAUGCCAUCAACAUGAGAUCAAACUGUCCACAUCCUUGGUCCUCGUCACCUGAAUAUUGGCCUCUUCUAAUGGAUAAAUAUGUUAUGUUUUAUUCAUCGGGAGAAUAUCGUCAAAUCAUGUGUUUUGGCCUACCCGUUAGUUAUUGGUUCUCAGCAGCUAGUAUUGUUCUAGCUAUUCCCUUCUUAUUCUUCAAACUUUCCGAUUAUCGAAAUUUAAUUUGGAUUCUCGGAUGGUCUGUUUCAUUUUUCCCCUUCUUAAGAGUCCCAAGAACCAUGUUCCACUACCAUUACUUGGUUCCUUUGAUGUUCGCAACUCUAAAUUACGGAACUCUCAUUGAAAAGUCCCUGGAAAACCAUUUGUUCAUGAAGAGUUUUGUAAAUCUCCUGACCAUGGCCUCUGUUUUCUCAUGCUACUUGUUUUUCAGCCCUUACAUCUACGGAACACCUUGUCCUCAAUGUGGAAACACAAGAAGCUGGGUUAAGGCAUGGUCAAAUGGUCCUGCACCGUCAUUUAGUUACUACAAUAAGCCAAUGUACCAUACAGCUCUACUUAAGGGAUCUCUUCCUUUGUAA